AUGCCGGCUCCUACAAUCAAAGAGCGAACGCCCAUCAAAGACCUGACCAGGGUUUUUCACUAUACAGAUACGAUGACACGGAAGCCUACCCGCGACAAUGAUCCCUACGAAUAUAUGGCCGGGUUCGGGAACCGCUUCCAGUCGGAAGUCAUACCAGGCACCUUACCAGCCGGUCAAAACAACCCCCAGGAGCCACGUUUCGGGUUGUAUACGGAAGGAAUCACCUCUUCAGCUUUUACGGCACCAAGGCAUGCCAACUUUAGCACUUAUAUGUACCGAGUGAGGCCGGCAGCUGCUCACAGUGGAUACAAGAGCGAUGUCAAGCACAAAUCACAUCUUGAGAACUGUUUCCUCUCACUCAAUCCAAAGGUGGCAACGCUUGCUGGCCAAGCUGAAUGGGCGCCGUUCUCGCUGCCUAAGGAAGAUGAGAAGAUUGACUUUGUAGAUGGACUGCACACUCUCGGGGGAAGCGGAGAUCCCAAUCUGCGGGAAGGUAUCGCACUCUAUGUCUUCAUGAUCAAUGCAGAUAUGGCCCAUCGGGCAUACUGUAAUACGGAUGGUGACUUCCUGAUUGUCGCUCAGCUGGGAAUUUUGGAUAUACAAACUGAAAUGGGCAUGCUGUUUCUACAGCCUGGUGAAAUCUGCGUGAUCCCUCGCGGAAUUCGCUUCGCUGUCCGUUUGGGCCCCGGGCAUCAUGUGGCUCGGGGGUACAUCACCGAAGUCUGGGGCUCUCGUUGGGAAUUGCCCGAUCUGGGGCCUUUGGGGGGGCAUGGAUUGGCAAAUCCACGAGACUUUCUCCAUCCUGUGGCGCAUAUCGACGAAAAUCUCCACGAGGAUUGGGAAAUCAUCAACAAGAUAAACGGUCAAUACAACGGCAUCAAACAGGAUCAUAGCCCGUUCGAUCUGGUUGCGUGGCAUGGAAAUGUAGUGCCCUACAAGUACGAUCUGACCAAAUUUGCCUCUCAAAAUGCAACCUCUAUCGACCACACGGACCCAUCCGUGAACUGUGUGUUGACUGCUGCAUCCAGAGACCCGAUGACGCCGUUGGCAGACUUUGUAUGGUUCGGACCUCGUUGGGAUGUGGCGUCCAACACUUUUCGUCUUCCGUAUUUUCAUCGCAACUCAGCCACCGAGUUCCUGGCCUGUCUGUAUGGAAGCGGACUUGGCCGUUCUAAUGAGUUCUUGCCUGGGGGAGGCAGCGUUGAUGUCAGCCAUACGCCACAUGGCAUCUUCAGCGAGGACUGUGUGCGUGAAAUGCGUAACCAGGUGAAUGAACCACGGAAGAUCUUAGAAAAUCAAAUGACUGUUAUGAUUGAAAGUAGCCGGUCCUUCUUGUUCACAGAGUACGCGCGUGGUGGCUGUGGGACGUUUAAGAAUCAGGGUACAGAUUCCAGGGUGUGGGAUGCUCUACCUGACAAAUUCUCUACGUACCCAAAUAUGAAAGAGAUUCUCCGACAAGUCAAGGCCGACAAAGAAACACAAAGGCAGCGAUUAGAGACUUACUAUGACGAUGGUCGUCUGGCGGAGAUGGUCCGAGGACAACAGGGUCAAUAA
Aspergillus ibericus CBS 121593 is the source of this 1554-nucleotide messenger RNA. Its product is annotated as Homogentisate 1,2-dioxygenase. The record is from RefSeq and is a predicted model, not a curated record. Gene Ontology annotation, molecular function: homogentisate 1,2-dioxygenase activity. Gene Ontology annotation, biological process: L-phenylalanine catabolic process. The transcript is spliced from 5 exons. NCBI's taxonomy places the organism in Eukaryota, Fungi, Ascomycota, Eurotiomycetes, Eurotiales, Aspergillaceae. The coding region runs from base 1 to 1554 and encodes 517 amino acids. Gene Ontology annotation, cellular component: cytoplasm.